UCUUUUUCUUUUUAUUUGGGUUUGGAAUAAAUAUAUUUAGAAUUAGAUCCACCGGCAAAACUCAUUGAGAAUCAAAGCUCUUUGUUAUUCCUCCCUCUCAUUUUUUCAUUUCUUCUUCUUCUUCUUCCUAGCUCUUUGAUUUCGAAUCUUGAUCUCUGUCAAGGUCUGCUCAAGACGUGAUUUUGCAGCAAACCCAUUUAAAUUCUCGUACUCAAUUUCGGUUUAAAGCAAUCUCCCAGAGGAGGAGGUGGCGGGAAUCUCAAAUUCGUAUCUCUUACACUGGUGGUCGGAAAACACCAAUGCGGCGGUCUACGAGAAGACCACAAAGAAUAAGGACAAGGAGCCAAACAGAGACGGGUUUGGAGGAUAGUUGGAGAAUCUGAUCGGCGGAUCUGAUGUUGGGAUUGGGAUUGAUAGGAAUUACAAAAAAGGAUGCAGCUUCACGUAUCGCCUAGCAUGAGAAGCAUCACGAUAUCGAGCAGCAGCAAUGAGUUUACUACUUCUGACUUGAUGAAGAUCAAACUCGCAGCUCGCCACAUCUCUUACCGCACUCUCUUCCACACCAUCUUGAUCCUCGCCUUCUUGUUGCCUUUCGUCUUCAUCUUAACCGCUCUUGUUACCCUCGAAGGUGCCAACAAGUGCUCCUCCAUUGAUUGUUUAGGGAGGCGGUUAGGUCCACGCCUUCUUGGUAGAGUAGAUGAUUCAGAGAGACUAGCUAGAGACUUCUACACAAUCCUAAACGAAGUAAGCACUCAAGAGAUUCCACAUGGUUUAAAACUUCCAGAUUCAUUUCGCCAUCUUAUUUCCGAUAUAAAGAACAACCGCUACGAUGCAAAAACCUUUGCUCUUGUCUUACGAGCCAUGAUGGAGAAGUUCGAACGAGACAUCAGAGAAUCCAAAUUCGCCGAACUCACGAACAAGCACUUCGCAGCGAGCUCCAUCCCCAAAGGCAUCCACUGUCUCUCACUAAAACUAACAGACGAAUACUCAUCCAACGCUCACGCUCGGCGUCAGCUCCCAUCGCCAGAGCUUCUCCCUCUUCUCUUGAACAACUCUUACCACCAUUUCAUCCUCUCCACCGACAAUAUACUCGCCGCAUCCGUCGUGGUCUCCUCCGCCGUGCAGUCGUCUUCAACCCCGGAGAAAAUCGUCUUUCACAUCAUCACGGACAAGAAAACUUAUGCUGGUAUGCAUUCUUGGUUUGCGCUUAAUAGUGUUGCGCCUGCUAUUGUGGAAGUGAAAGGCGUUCAUCAGUUUGAUUGGUUGACGAAAGAGAAUGUUCCGGUUCUGGAAGCUGCUGAGAGGCAUAAUGGUGUUAGGAACUAUUACCAUGGGAAUCAUGUCGCUGGGGCAAACCUUACUGAGACAACUCCGAGAAGAUUUGCUUCGAAGUUGCAGUCUAGAAGUCCAAAAUACAUAUCUUUGCUAAACCAUCUUAGGAUAUAUAUACCGGAGCUUUUCCCAAACUUGGACAAGGUUGUCUUCUUAGACGAUGAUAUAGUAGUACAGAGAGACUUAGCUCCGCUUUGGGACCUUGAUCUUGGUGGUAAGGUCAAUGGAGCAGUAGAAACUUGCCGGGGUGAUGAUGAAUGGGUGAUGUCAAAGCGUCUAAGGAACUACUUCAACUUCUCUCACCCGCUCAUUGCAAAGCAUUUAGACCCUGAAGAAUGCGCUUGGGCGUAUGGUAUGAAUGUCUUCGAUCUAAAAGCUUGGAGGAAGACAAAUAUCAGAGAAACGUAUCACUCUUGGCUUAGAGAGAAUCUAAGGUUGAAUCUGGCAAUGUGGAAGCUUGGAACCUUGCCUCCUGCUCUAAUCGCGUUUAAGGGUCAUGUUCACGUAAUAGACUCGUCAUGGCAUAUGCUAGGAUUAGGAUAUCAGAACAAGACUGACAUAGAAAAUGUCAGGAAAGCUGCGGUGAUCCAUUACAAUGGGCAAUCGAAGCCGUGGCUGGAGAUUGGCUUUGAGCAUCUCCGGCCGUUCUGGACAAAAUACGUUAACUACUCCAAUGACUUCAUCAGGAACUGUCACAUCUUGGAGUAGUGAAAACGGAAACUUUCAGAUAGAUAUUAAACGUACUGCGGGUGUAGAAGACAGAGGGAAGAUACUAGAAAGUAAAGAGACAAAACAGGAGCACUGCAGGUUUUACUCACUCUAAAGAUUCAGAAGUAUUAGUUUGCCCAUAUACAUAAGAAGCUUGUUGCAGCUAAAGGGGAAACUGCUGCAUAAGAGAAAGAGAAAGAUAAGAGAUAAAGAUUCAUUCUUUAUGUAAAAUAGAUGGUACCCUUUUUGAAAUUCUUUCGGUUUCAAUUGGAAAGUCCAGUUCUUGAAUCUUUCAUAAGAAUAGAAAAAGAUUUGAUUUGUUUUUGGUUAUUAAGGGGUCAUGACUAGAAAGACCAGUUGAAGAACAAUUAUACGCUUGUUGCAAUUGAUCCACAUUUCUUAUUAUAUCAUUUUAGGUUGGUA
Messenger RNA from Brassica oleracea var. oleracea, 2463 nucleotides. Its product is annotated as probable galacturonosyltransferase 14. NCBI's taxonomy places the organism in Eukaryota, Viridiplantae, Streptophyta, Magnoliopsida, Brassicales, Brassicaceae. The transcript is spliced from 6 exons. The coding region runs from base 433 to 2040 and encodes 535 amino acids. Gene Ontology annotation, molecular function: polygalacturonate 4-alpha-galacturonosyltransferase activity. The record is from RefSeq and is a predicted model, not a curated record.